AUGGAUCUUGUGUUUGCGAAAUGUGUUUCGAAAUUCAUGUUGGAUGUUACAAAAGUGAUCUGCGCGGAGUACUUGUAUCGAUACGAUGAUAUGCGUGCUACCGUUCAAAGCCUCGGUGUUCUCUAUCGUGCUUGGAAGAAUCUUUCUCCGUCCAAGAAGCUGACGAACCGUUAUGCGCUGCGGCUUAUCGAGUCUGAGUUGCAAACGCUUACGAUAUACUUUGAUGAGGAGCAUAUCCGUGAUGUGUAUAUGAUGACGCGCGGUAUGUACAUUGAGGGGCAGCUUCCUGACCAAGUUUUGGAACUUCUGGAAGGAGCCAAGUAUGAGAAUGCGAACGUCGAGGUGGAGAGUCUGACACGCACGAUCACUGGGCGCGAUGUUGAGUUUAGGUACUUUAUGGAUCUGCUUGAAGAGUUGCGUGGGACCAGCUUACAUUUGUACCGUGAGGUGCUGCGAGCGACUUUCGUGGAGGAUGGUGGGUGUACUUUGGAUCGACAGAACUUGCCUGAGGGUCAGACGAGUUAUAUCUGCUUUCAGCUGUCACGGAUUUGCGGGAGUGGGUUGGACGAGGACCAUGCUGCGAGGAUCUUCUACUCUCUGCUGAUCAUGAUUGCGAGCACGUACGCGACGGACCUUGUGUAUAUGAUGAGGGAGGAGCAUAAGCUUGCGCGUUGCGAUACGUUGUGUGAGUUGGUGGAUAAUAUCAAGACGAUCUGA
Guillardia theta CCMP2712 is the source of this 717-nucleotide messenger RNA. RefSeq lists its product as hypothetical. The transcript has a single exon. The record is from RefSeq and is a predicted model, not a curated record. The coding region runs from base 1 to 717 and encodes 238 amino acids. Lineage: Eukaryota; Cryptophyceae; Pyrenomonadales; Geminigeraceae.